AUGGCACUAAAUUUCAUCUACUGUGAUUUCUCUUUUGAGCCCCUCGAGCUUUUGCAGAGACGGCCAAACCGCUCGCGGGCCCGGUGUCUGUCCUAUCACGAGGCGCUCUUGAGGACGUACGGUAGUGGUCAGGAAGAUGUUGUUCCAUCCGCCACAGGCCGUCGAAUGAAUGUCCUGCAAGCACGCUUGUCCGAGUCCACCCACAUGACUCAGCUUGGAGUCCCUGGAGAUGCCUAUCAUUGGUCGUUGGCCGGCCAAGUUGUGGCUCCCGACACAGUUGACGAAGCACUGAGGCCCUACAGGCCCCUUGACGCUAGCAGGCUGAAGAUCAGUGGAAAGGCAAAUUGGGACCCGAGUCCGUGGCUCACGCCAGAUUUGUGGCUUGCUUUUGUCGAACCGCGCAGUCUUUCCCUGCUUGUGCAGCCUCCCAUUCCAGCCCAUGCCGACUGUCGGAGGGAGGACCCUGAGCAGACUCUGAGAGGGCCGUCAGCUUUACCAGAGUUAUCCUCCGCUUUCGAGGGCACCGCCGCUCUUUCGGAACUGCUUGCUGAGAUCGAGAAGGGGUCUGUCCCCUUGCCAGUGCCUGAGGAUCCACUUGCGGCACCGCGGAAGCCCAAGAAAAAGUGCCCCCUUGCUGUGCAACCUUCUGCGCUUCAGUGCUUCAGGGCGAUCAUAUCGGCGUCGAAAUCGCCACAUGCAGCCACGCUGCCCUACUUCAAAGCGCGGGGCUACUCGACUCUCGCUCUCGCCAUGCCGAUCUGGGAAUCUGACAUCCAUGAUGGCCUCGUCAUAGACGAUUUCUUCUGCAUAGCUAAAGUGCCUCGCCAUGGUUCGGCUCCCAAUGGUGCAGGCCGCACUGUCGAAGGGGCCUUGGAUGCUUCCCUCGAACGGCUCCGUGUUGCACAUGAAGUCUAUCAGCGUGAGGGAAUCUCUGGACGAGCUGAAAAAGACGUUUUAGCUCAGGACUUUGCGAAAGUCGCAGGGGCGGAGGUUGAUAGCACAAAGCAGGCGCUUGAGGAACUUGUGCUCGCGGCCGCGCUAGCGCCUGUGAUCUCCGCCGAUAUUGCUGUCCCCUACCUGGACCGAGUCUUCGCCACAGACUCAUCGAACUCCAAAGGUGCCAUAGUCUCCGCUCCUAUCAACCUGCCUCUCUCGCGCGCCCUCUGGGCAGUUUCUGACAGGAAAGGUGCCUACGCGCGGCUUGCCAUGAAAGCGCAGAGCAGCCUGCGCCUUGCUGACCCAGACUGGGAGGAGCUUGCGCAGGAGGCCCCCUCCACUGAAGGGCCGCGGCGUCCGCUUGCUUUUGUGUUUGAUGUGCUCGAGCUUUUCGCCGGCUCAGCCAAGAUCUCUGCAGAGAUGUCGUCCAGGGCGUGGGUCGUCGGUCCCCCCAUUGACAUCAACCGCUCGCCUUUCUACGACCCGAAGCAACCGCAGCUCUUGUUAUUCAUCUUAUUGAGAAUGAUAAGGUUGGCAGCCACAGACCUUGCGGUCUCUUUGCCCUGGAGCGUUGACGAUGUGUGGUCUUGGAGGAAUGAGGUGGAAAUGAACAUCCUUGAGGCUUCUGUGUUAGCAAAGCUAUACCAGCGCAUUGCCGUGAGGGCCUCUGCCAUCGCACUUGCCGCAGGCCGCUAUCCUGGCAAUCUUUAUUGUCCUACCCGGGCAAUCCCAGCAGAUCACCCCACGAGCCUCGCUUGCGGAGAUGGGCCGCUAACUGGUGCCGUCUUGUUUUCUGUCUCCUACCUUCCGUUGCUGACUUGCCAAGCUGGCGUGACGAGGCCAGUGCUUAAGAUCACUAGAGAUCGACGCCUGAAGCUGAAGGACUCGCUAGAGAACUGGCUCACUUUGCAGCACCGAACCUGGAAUGGGUUACCGGCGUGUAGCCAGGUCCUGGCGGCUUGCAGGGCCGACCUGGUCCUGCCAAGCGACACCGGCGAGGGGCUACGUUCUUCUCGCGGUCCGAGAACCAAGGGCCGGCGGGGCGUGCAGACCUCGGAGUCCCCUGAUGUUGUCAGGAGGAGGGGAAGGUGGAUCACCUACAUACAGGAAAUUGGGGCGCUCCUGUAUCUGCCACGGUUAGACAGCGACCAUCGUGGCUACAUUUUUGCUUGGGCAAACUCUUUUGGUGAGGCUUUGGAGUUUGCCGCCUUGUGCACCCGUUGGCGUCUGCCUCGAACGGGCUGGCACUACUUUCUGCAGCACGGCGCUUUGAUGCCAGUCAACAAUGGGAAUGCUUUAGAAGAUGGGGGUGUGCAGUUCAACCGCUUGCGCGAAGCGCGGCAUGUACCCCACAACGAGGCGGAAAAUGGAGACAUGAGUCCUUGA
Messenger RNA from Symbiodinium natans, 2322 nucleotides. The record is from the annotation of a GenBank genome assembly. NCBI's taxonomy places the organism in Eukaryota, Dinophyceae, Suessiales, Symbiodiniaceae.